This is a messenger RNA of Sciurus carolinensis (gray squirrel), 256 nucleotides long. Its product is annotated as cyclin-dependent kinases regulatory subunit 1-like. Gene Ontology annotation, molecular function: ubiquitin binding; protein kinase binding; histone binding. NCBI's taxonomy places the organism in Eukaryota, Metazoa, Chordata, Mammalia, Rodentia, Sciuridae. The coding region runs from base 20 to 256 and encodes 78 amino acids. The transcript has a single exon. Gene Ontology annotation, biological process: regulation of mitotic cell cycle. Gene Ontology annotation, cellular component: SCF ubiquitin ligase complex; cyclin-dependent protein kinase holoenzyme complex. The record is from RefSeq and is a predicted model, not a curated record.
GCCCGCAGACCGAGCGAUCAUGUCACACAAACAAAUUUACUAUUCGGACAAAUACGACGAUGAGGAGUUCGAGUACCGGCAUGUCUUGUUGCCCAAGGACAUAGUCAAAUUGGUCCCUAAAACUCAUUUGAUGUCUGAGUCUGAAUGGAGGAACCUCGGCGUUCAGCAGAGUCAGGGAUGGGUUCAUUAUAUGAUCCAUGAACCAGAACCUCCCAUCUUGCUGUUGCGGCCACUACCCAAGAAGCCAAAGAAAUGA